Messenger RNA from Linnemannia hyalina, 885 nucleotides. The record is from the annotation of a GenBank genome assembly. Lineage: Eukaryota; Fungi; Mortierellomycota; Mortierellomycetes; Mortierellales; Mortierellaceae.
AUGACCACCAUGGCCCACCCGCCGUCCAAAGUCGGACCAUCGACCCAUCACGAUCACAAACAUCACCACCAUACCCCUUCCCCUCCUCCUCCUCCACCGGCUCGUAUCCUUCAAUGCGGUAUAUGCAUGGACGACUUUGAAUGGUUCUCGCUCAAGGACCUCAACGGAUACCAGGAAGACCCAAAAGACAAUAGCGCCGCCACAGUAGUAGUAUCAUCCCCACCGUCACGCCCACGAAUCUGUCAACGGCCUUUUCACAUCUUUUGCAGUCAUCGUCGUAACCAAGGCACAAGCAUACGUGCCAGUCAGGAUCGUGGCAUCCGUGCCUUGUUUGGAGGGGAGAGCCGUCGUCAACGUCGGGAACAGAAACAACAGAAGCUCAAACAAGUUUCUGUGACAGGUCCCUCGGUCGAGGCUUUGAAGUUGGGGUGCUCGUUGCAUAUGGGCAAAGACCAUGCGUUCUGUCUUGAGUGCUUGGCACGAUAUAUUGAUACGCAGGUCAAGGCGCAGACUUGGCCGAUCGUCUGUCCGCAUGAGAAUUGUAGGGAAGUUGUGUCUUCGUUUGCAGUUGAGACUCUCUUGGGGAGUGAGGCACUUCAGUGGCACCAGCUUGCUGUCGAGCACGCGAUCCAGAAGAAGAUCUACUGUCCAAGCAACGCAUGUGGACGGUUGUUUGACGGUGACCGAAACGAUGAAGAUGAGGCGGUCAACCGCAACUGCCCCUACUGUAACCAGUCCUUCUGCGCCAUGUGCCAUGGUGAAGCACACACAGGCAUGGACUGUCAACAACGACUGGACAAGAUCUUCCUGGCCAUGGCCACCGACAGCAAAUGGAAGAGCUGCCCUUCUUGCAAGCACAUGAUCGAAAAGGACUCAGUGAAGUAG